Molecule: messenger RNA, 1020 nt
Organism: Ogataea parapolymorpha DL-1
Lineage: Eukaryota; Fungi; Ascomycota; Pichiomycetes; Pichiales; Pichiaceae
Exons: 1
Coding region: 1-1020 (339 amino acids)
Biological process (GO): mRNA splicing, via spliceosome
Cellular component (GO): spliceosomal complex
Molecular function (GO): RNA binding; zinc ion binding
Source: RefSeq, a predicted model, not a curated record
AUGUUUGGCCCGAAAGAGGCUUUAGGUGAAAUUUUAGACCUGAGCGAGAAUUUCAAGGAAUGGUUAAAUUUACCAAAAAAGCAGUUCUCCUAUGGGGAAAAUAUGCCAUCAUAUGCAGAUUAUCUUUCAGGACUUACCAAAUUCGAUUGCGAAACCUAUGAUAAGGAGUCUGUUCAAUAUAAGACCUACAUCAAGAACCUUGCCGAAUAUUUGUCAAAUUUCUAUAUUAAAACUCGUCCUUUGAAUAGACCUGAAAUUGACAUCGAUCGUAUCAAGCAAUCUUUUUCUUCCGCAUUAAUUGGCGAUGGAGAUAAUGUUUAUUGCCUGAUUUGUCAAAAGGACUUCGCAAAAUUGUCCGUAUUCAAUUCUCAUUUGAAUGGAAAAAAGCAUAAAAAAGCAGUAUCAAGAACUGAGACUUAUCGAGUUGCUCUGAACGAGCAUUUGGUGAUAGAGACCAUAAAACUUCUCAAUAAAGAACUCGAAAACACGAAAAAAGAAGCUGAAAGGUACUCUUCUUUAAGUUUUAGAGAAAAAGAGCUUGAAACUAAUGACGCUAAGAAUCUUUCUGAUUACGAAUAUGAAACUAUUGCUGAUUCUCAUAAUGACCAUAAGUUUGAUGACCAUGGAGACCUCCAUCAUCUUGGCAAUGACGAAACUUCACCAAUCGGUCCGGAUGGAAAGCCAAUCCCUUUAUGGCUGUGGAAACUCAAAGGGUACGAUAUGGUGUUCACAUGCGAGAUCUGUGGAAACGUUAAGUUCAAGGGUAAAGAAGUCUUUCACAGCCAUUUUACAGAGCCAACGCAUUUGCAUGGACUCAAAAUGCUCGGUGUUAUGGGGGAAUAUAAUGCAUUUCGAGACUUAAAUAAGAUUGACGACGUCCUGGAGCUCUCCAACUAUUUGGAAAAAAAACAGAGAAAUGAUGCACAAUACAAAGAUGAUGGGGUUGAAGUGGAAGAUGAAGAGGGUAAUGUUAUGAGUAGAAAAGUCUAUGAACAAUUAAAGAAGCAGGGUCUAAUUUAA